Messenger RNA from Paramecium sonneborni, 789 nucleotides. Lineage: Eukaryota; Ciliophora; Oligohymenophorea; Peniculida; Parameciidae. The record is from the annotation of a GenBank genome assembly.
AUGGAUUUUAAUAAUAAUGCUAGCUCAAACAUUCCAAUUCUAAAAUGUAAUUUAUAAGGAUUUUAUCAACACUAGAGUUUGAAAACUCCUUUCAAAGAUAUAAAAAUGAAUUGAAUGGAUUAUAAGUUAAAAGUGAAUCAGAUUCAUUUGAGUUAAAAUAAACAAAUUUUGAAUAUCCAGUUUAUCCUUAAAUUUAUUAUCAAAGAACUCCAAUAUAUCCAAUAAUAGGUGUUUCUUAUUACUUAAUUUAGGAGAAAUAAAGAAUGAAUUUAUUGAAUGGAAUAAUUAUUUGAUGAUGCAUAGAAUAUAGAAUAGUUUAGAUAACAUAAUAUAAUAAGAAAUUAGAAUAUAGAAUGAAUUUAAAAAUAAUUAAACAACAUAUGGUUGCAAAAAGAUUUGUUAAAUUGAUUGCAUGUUAAUGGGGAGAUAUUUUAAAUAAAAAUAUUGGGUAAUAAAUAAGUUUUACUAGAGAUAUUUAAAAAUGCAAAUUCAAAGUAUAAAAUUGAUCUGAAAUUCUUGGAAAAUACUAGUUGGUUGAAAGCUAGAUUAUAACAUAGAUACAAAUCUUAAUUUUAUGAUUCCUUUGUAGAAAUGAUUGAUCGAAUAUAAUAAGAGGGAGAGCUAAAAAUGAAUGCUAGAACUUAGGCUAUAGAGUUAGUAAAUAUAAAAGUGUUUGAGAAUUUGGAAAGACAAAUUUAAAGAGUUAUUAAAUCGUAGAAGAAGUUUGAUACAUUUUUGCUUGAGAUAUAAAAAGCCUUAGCAGAGUUUAUUUUCUCGUCUUUAAAUUGA